Molecule: messenger RNA, 1109 nt
Organism: Paramecium pentaurelia
Lineage: Eukaryota; Ciliophora; Oligohymenophorea; Peniculida; Parameciidae
Source: the annotation of a GenBank genome assembly
AUGUUAAUAGCAUCAUUUUAAAUUCUCCUUUCAAUUAACUUAAUAGUUAUUUCAGUGCUGUCCUACAACUAUAUAAUAGUAAAUAUAUUAUUGAAUUUUAGAGCUAAAAAGAAUAAGUAUAUCAAUCGUAUUAUAGUAAAGAAGAAUUAGAAAACAUUCAUCACAUUGAGGAAAUAAAUAAUGUUUUAUUUCCCAUUCUUGAAGAUAUAUCUGUAAUAAUUAUUUAAUAAUUUAAGUAUGACCCUGAAUUUAGAAUAUAUUAAUAUAUUGACACAACUAAAUGUCCAAUAUUAAUGAAUUAAUAGGAAUGUCAAGUUGAGACUUGCAAUAUACUAAAUUUUGAAGGAGAAGAUUCUAUCAUAAAUGUGGAUUUGAAAUAUAUGGGAGAAAAGUAUACAGGAUAAUAAGGAUAAAACAUUUGGCUUAACAUAUAUGAAGAUCUAGGAAAAAAUACAACUUCAGAGAUGCAUACACAUUUCUUAAAUUUAAUAAAGGGAAUUCAUUCAUCAAUAUCUGUUUCAAUUACUGAAUAAUUUGAUUAUGGAAAUAAAACAGGAGCUAAUGUAGAUUUUUUCUUUUGGCGUGUUGGUAAUUAUCCAGAUAGAAUUUAUAAUCUUUAUUUUUUGGAAUCAUUCUUAAUACAAGCCUCAAAGUUUCUAUAGAUUAAUAAAAUUGAAUUGCCAUAGUAAACCUUAUUGAAGGUAUAAGGUUUAUUAUCUUCAUACAAUUUAAUGCCUCUUUAUAAAUUUGAUUACUUUUAGAAUUUAACUCAAUAGGAUUUAGAAUAAUAUAGAAGUGAUAUAUAAUUACUUAAUUCUUAUAUGGAUUGUGUGCAUUGUAAAAGAUGCAAGGUAAAUGGAAAAUUAUAAAUUCAUGGUUUAGAAACAUCUAUUGCACUCUUAUUUGAUAAUAAAUUAAGAGAAGAUUUAGAAAAAAAUGACAUGAUUGCUUUUUUGAAUACUUUUUAAAAGAUAUCAAGUUCAGUAAAAUCAUUAGAAGCUAUGUUUGAAAGAAGAACAUCAGUUACAUAUAAAUAUUUAAAAUUAUCUACAGUUGGUUUUAUAGUAUUGAGUUUGUUAUCCUAAGUGAUCCUAAUGUUAAAGAGAUGA